Messenger RNA from Musca vetustissima, 1420 nucleotides. Its product is annotated as fringe glycosyltransferase. Gene Ontology annotation, cellular component: Golgi membrane. The record is from RefSeq and is a predicted model, not a curated record. Gene Ontology annotation, biological process: pattern specification process; regulation of Notch signaling pathway. The transcript is spliced from 7 exons. Lineage: Eukaryota; Metazoa; Arthropoda; Insecta; Diptera; Muscidae. The coding region runs from base 56 to 1393 and encodes 445 amino acids. Gene Ontology annotation, molecular function: O-fucosylpeptide 3-beta-N-acetylglucosaminyltransferase activity.
CCUCAACAUUCAAGAACGCUGAAUAAGUUCAACUACCAAUGAUGUUCAUUAAAGUAUGAGCUCUAUUUUAUUGUCAUUGCCACAACGUUACAAACGACAAUUACAAGCAAUGACUCUAGGCGUUAUUAUCAUUUACACCACUUUGGUGUUCUACCAAAGUUCAUAUGGAUAUCCAAAUAUUAAUAUUUCUCCGAAUUCCCCAGCACAAAAAUAUCACAAUGAAAAAAUCAGCGAUGUUCAAACACAUCACAUGAAAUUAUUACAAUACGAAAGCUCUAGUACAAAUGCACCCGCAGUGGCGCCAACCACCAAUCCAACAUCCACACAACACCAACAACAAUCAAAGUCAGUUGGAGGUGGUGCUGGUGGCAGUCAUUCAAUGCGGGAUGUGCUAUCGAAUCCGGUGCAUACAUCUGUGGUGCAACCAACAACGGUGAUAAUACGCAAAGAUUUUCAUAGUUUUAAUUUUUCCGAUAUUGAAUUGCCGGUGGAGAGGCCAACAGCAUCGGUGCACUAUUUGCGAAAUAAACAUUUGUUGCACGAUUUGUCACAGCGUUCAGUGACGGGAACACCGAAACCACCCACCACCGAAUUGGAUGAUAUCUUCAUUAGUGUGAAGACGACAAAAAGUUAUCACGACAGCCGGCUGGCAAUGAUUGUCAAGACAUGGUUUCAAUUGGCCAAAGAUCAGACGUGGUUCUUCACAGACACAGACGAUCCAUAUUAUCAGGAGAAAACAAAUGGCCAUUUAAUAAACACAAAAUGUUCCCAGGGUCAUUUCCGUAAAGCUUUGUGUUGCAAAAUGUCCGCAGAAUUAGAUGUUUUCCUGGAAAGCGGUAAAAAAUGGUUCUGCCACUUCGAUGACGACAACUAUGUAAAUAUUCCUCGGUUGGUAAAGCUGUUAGAUGAAUACAGUCCCACUGUUGAUUGGUAUUUGGGCAAGCCGAGUAUAUCAUCACCAUUGGAAAUCCAUUUGGAUAGUAAAAACACGACACUGAAUAAAAAGAUUACAUUCUGGUUUGCAACAGGUGGUGCUGGUUUCUGUUUGAGUCGAGCCCUAACAUUGAAAAUGUUACCGAUAGCAGGUGGUGGCAAGUUUAUAAGUAUUGGUGAUAAAAUACGAUUUCCUGAUGAUGUUACCAUGGGUUUUAUUAUAGAACAUCUACUCAAGGUCCCCCUAACAGUUGUCGACAAUUUCCAUUCCCAUUUGGAACCCAUGGAAUUUAUACGACCCGACACCUAUCAGGAUCAAGUGUCCUUCAGCUAUGCUUUAAUGAAAAAUCAAUGGAAUGUUGUUAAAGUGGAUGGUUUCGAUACCAAAACCGAUCCACGUCGUUUCUAUUCAUUGCAUUGUAAAUUAUUUCCAUAUUUUAGUUAUUGUCCUCAUAGAUGAUUGGAUCUUUAGAAUGAAAAAAUUAAA